AUGACUGUACACUCGGAGGUCAGUGAAAUCAUAUUGUUGCUCAACUUUUCUUCUGUAGUCGCCGACGUACUGCCCAUAAAUUUGAACACAAGUGAAGAAAAUGACUGCAUCAGGAAAGAGGAAACCAAGAAGCGAAAGAAGUACAAUGCUUACCAACCCAACUAUUUUCUGUCCAUUCCAAUCACCAACAAAGAGAUUACAAAUGAAGUUAAGAUGCUUCAAAACAAGGUAAUACAACAAGAUAAACGACUGGCUGCAGCAAUGGUGCGUGAUGGUUCCCUUCAUAUCACCUUGCUGAUAAUGCAGUUAUUAGAUGAAGAUGAAGUGAACAUGGGGAUUGAUACGCUUUUGGAGUUAAAACCAGUCAUCGAGGAACUCCUGCGAGGAAAACAUGUGAUUCUGCCUUUUCAAGGCGUGGACACAUUUGGAGACCAGGUUGGAUUUGUGAAGGUGGCGGAAGGAGGUCACUUGGACCUACUUCUGGAGAUAGCAGAGGCUGCAGAAAGGACAUUUCAAGCAAAAGGCAUCUUGGCCGGGGAACACAGAGUUUAUAAACCUCAUUUGACCUUCAUGAAAUUGUCAAAAGCACACUGGCUUCAUAAGAAGGGAGUGAAAAAGAUAGAUCCUCAAUUAUAUGAAAAAUUUAUCAGUCACAAAUUUGGAGAAGAAAUGUUACACCGCAUAGAUCUUUGUUCCAUGGAGAAGGAAAAACAAAGCAAUGGUUAUUAUCACUGUGAGUCUUCAAUUGAGAUUGCAUUCUGUGAUAAAAAUGACACAAGCGGCUCUUUUGCUGGGUCUGUGAAGAUGGAAACAUCUGCCCCGCGUGCUGGAAGCCCUCUGGUGCCAACGAGGGCACUGCACUCCGUGUCCCAAGAGAUACAACUGGGGCCCUUGGGAGAUGCACACACUGCUACGGCCCUAUCCAGUCAACGAAACUUUGAAGGGAAUGUUAAGUCCUUGGACCUUACGGAGUUUGAAAAAAAGCAGUCAUGGUGGCGCAAGCUAGUUGGACACAAAAAGCACAGCACGGUUCCCCAGCUGCUCAUUGGAGGCGCCACAGGCUGGUGCACAGGCUUCCUCUUCCAGAAGGUUGGGAAGUUGGCAGCAACAGCUGUGGGAGGUGGGUUUCUUCUCCUUCAGCUUGCAAACCAUACUGGCUACAUCAAGGUUGACUGGCAGCGAGUGGAGAAGGAUAUGAAGAAAGCCCAAGAACACCUGAAAAGCCCUAGGAUGCCUAGUGAGGUGGAGAGUAAAACUGAGGCUGUGGUGUCAUUUGCGAAGAAGAAUAUUCUUGCUACUGGGGGUUUCUUGGGAGGCUUUCUGCUAGGCUUGGCCUCCUAAGGCAGACAGCUUUGCCUCCACUGUUUCUGCUUGGUUUUCACCCAUAGUCAUCACCAGAAACCUCUAUACUUCCUCAAGGGACACCGAGUCUCUCCUUGUCUCCCUCUCUUCCCUGGGGUUCCUCCUUGCACUGGUAGAUCUGAAUAACUUGCUUUUUUUAUAUUGUUGUUUUCUUGUGAUUAGUUGUUGUCUUGAGUGUGUACCUCCCUGGGGCUUUGUUCACCUUAUAGGCCUGUCUGUUCCUUGCCUUUUCGUCGGUACAAGUUAACUUAGAAUGAACCUAGCUUGGAUUUGCUGAUGAUACAAGAGACACUAGAUAGUAUAUUCUUUUUCCAGCACAUUUUUCAUGGUAGCUAAUUUAAUUUACAUGCCAGCAAGAAUUUCUUCUCCCCUGACAUGAAAUGUACGAUGACUUACUGAAAAAGAUGAGUGGAGCUUCACAUGUUGCCACUAACUGUAGAUUUGAUAAAGAAAUUGCAAGUCUUUAAUUUGAUGCCUGUAAGCAUAAAAUUAAAAAAAGAAAAAAGAGAAAAAAAUUACACGUGCAAAAAUAUCCCAGACUGACAGCAGCAUCUGAUGAGUUGGGUGAAAUUGAUACUCUGAAAUGAGAUAGAAGUAUUUCUUUCGUGAUGGCAAAGACCAAAGAAUGUCUUGUUUUCUGAUGCACAGGCUGACAAGAUGACUAAGAAAAUUGUAUUUACUUAGACUGAUUAAGAUGAAUCUAUUUUAAGCAUGUUAGAAGACAGAAAAGCGAAAAGAUAGUUUAUCAUCUGAGGGAAGUGUCCUUCUUUUUUCUUUUCUUGAAAACAUUAGCAGAGGUUGAAACUUUGUGUAAAUUAUCAAGUAAUUAAGGAAGAGCCGAGCAUAGGAUAUUUAAUUAUUUUAUGAUGCAGAAAUUGGGUGGCUAUAUAAUUUAUCAUGCGAAUGGAAUACUUGUAAGUAUGAGAGGGGGAUCAAUUAAUUACUGAGAUUAAAAAAGGGGGAAAAAAUCGAACCAAGACUAUCCUGAUUAAACUGGGGGUUAGGCACCUUACCUAAAAAAGCAACAUGUUUUUUAGAAAGAAAACUGACAUGUUAAAAUACUCUUUCAAAUGCCAUUCUUGUUUCCUUUUGUAACUGAUUUGCCCUCUGAAAUGCUUCUUUCUGAAAUUAUGUCUGAAAUCAGAUCGUUUUAUGUCCCUAAUAAAAAAUGAAAAACAACCUGUAA
This is a messenger RNA of Echinops telfairi (small Madagascar hedgehog), 2548 nucleotides long. Its product is annotated as A-kinase anchor protein 7. Bases 1 to 1341 code for a protein of 446 amino acids. Lineage: Eukaryota; Metazoa; Chordata; Mammalia; Afrosoricida; Tenrecidae. Gene Ontology annotation, molecular function: protein kinase A regulatory subunit binding. Gene Ontology annotation, cellular component: cytosol. The transcript has 7 exons. The record is from RefSeq and is a predicted model, not a curated record.